GUGCAGUAACACAGCAGUAGCUCCAAGUCUAACUGAACUAAAGUACACACGCCCUUACAUAUUUAUAAAAAACAGAACAGAUUUGAAAAUGAUGAAGAAACAGUUUAAUCGGAUGUUGCAGUUAGCGAAUCAUACUGUCAACAGAAGUGAGAACUCGGAGCUCCUCAGUGAAGAUCUCAUCCAGUUUGAAAACAGGAUCGAACCCACACGGAAAGCAACUUGUGUCACCUACAAGAGACUACUAUCCUGCCUUCAUGGCCAACAAGGUUCAGAUUUUGAUAAACGCCUGAAAAAGAUGCCGCUGAUGUUGCUGUCACAGAGCAUAGAGGACAGCUGCAGAGAGUUGGACAACGAGUCCCCCAUUAGGAAAAUGAUGGAGCUCUGUUGCUCAGUUGAAAACACCUUAGCAAAGGUCCUCAUUGAACACGAACUUCAAGUGGAGAGGGACGUCCUGGACCCACUGUACAAACUCUCGGAGGAGGAACUUCCAAAUGUUCUCAAACACAAGAAGCAGUUGGCCAAACUAACGCUGGACUGGACAGCUGCCAAGAAUCGGCUGAACCAAGCAACAAAGUCAGGCAACCAGGGAACACCUGUCUCAUCGACAACAACUAAACUGGACUUGCUGAAGGACGAUGUCGAAGAGAUGUGGAGACGGGUCGAACUGAGUAAGGAUGAAUAUGCAGCUGACCUAUAUCAUUUUGCCAGCAAGGAAGAGGAAUACUCCAAUUACUUCUACUCAUUAAUGGAAGCACAGGCUGAUUACCACCGGAAGUCUCUCCGAGCCUUAGAUGCUGCGAUGCCAACAGUGCGGCCUAGCCCCAGCCCCUCGGGUGGUUGCUCUGGGAAACCAGCCUUUGGACAGCCACUGGAGGAGCAUCUGAAAACCUGCGAGCGGGAAAUCGCUCUCCCCAUUGAGGCGUGUGUCAUGAUGCUGCUGGAGAAAGGCAUGAAAGAAGAGGGACUGUUCAGAUUAGCAGCUGCAGCUUCAGUCCUGAAACGGUUAAAAUCUGCUCUGGACAGUGGCUCCUUUGAUCCCAAUGAAUUCAAAUCUGAUCCACACGCUGUGGCAGGUGCAUUGAAGUCUUACCUGCGUGAAUUACCUCAGCCCCUCAUGACAUUUGACCUUUAUGAUGAGUGGUUCCAAGCUGCCAGUGAGAAAGAUCUUCCCAAGAAGGUUGAGAGACUGAGAGAAGUUUGUACUAAACUACCACCAGAAUCCUACAAUAACUUACGGUACCUCAUCAAGUUUUUGGCAAAGUUGGCGGAAUAUCAAGAAGUGAACAAAAUGAGUCCAAGUAACAUCGCUAUCGUGCUAGGUCCAAACCUCCUCUGGCCCAGGGAUGAAAGGAAGGUGUCGCUGAUGGACAUGGCGUCGGCGUCUUCUGUCCAAGUCGUCACGGUCAUGGAGCCCAUCAUCCAGAACGCGGAGAGGAUCUUCCCAGAAGAUUUAGAUUUCAAUGUGUCUGGAAAGUUUGGACCGAGUUUCCUGUCCUCCACCUGUGCAUCGCUGAGAAAAGACAGCACCUCGACAGAGCCGGCUGAGAGCAAUCCUCCUCCUGUUAAAGACAUUACCAUACAGAGGGAAGAGUGCGUGAAUGAGGAGAAUCCCACCGUUCCUCCUCCAGCUUUGACUCCCUCCACCUCCAGCAACGAGGCGAACAAGGUGGAGGCAAGUCCAGCCGUGCCUGGAUCCAAUCUGACUGUGCCUCCCGUCAACCAGUCGCCCAGGCACUCUCCGAGAAAGGCAAAGAAAACAGCGCCGAUACGGCCAACCUUCCCCCCACCACAGCAACCAAAAGCCAGCCUGCCCUGGACGUCGAACCCCGUGUGUGCCCCCUUGACCCUGCCCGUCGAUGAGAAAGGAGGCCUCACCCGGAGGGUCAGCACGGAUCCUGCAUGGGGCCUGUCAGCAAACCCACCUGCUGGGGCUACCUCCUCAGUCCCAGGAGAUGACAAGACCAUCACCGUGCGGCGUGCCACCACAGGCAUGCUGAAAGCACCAUGUAUGCCCCCUCCUCCUGUCCCGCACACCCACCAGCGAGCUGCCAGCAUGGAUUCACCCUACUCCAAAGUGGUCACUCAGCAGGCAGUUCCUGAUGACCCGGUCAGGGACCUGCAGGGGCCUACCCCUGAAAUGGUGACCCCUCCGCCUCGCUGUUACCAAGUUGGAUGGAGCAAGCAGCCCCAGCCAUUGCCCCGAAGCCGGGUCUAUUCUGCCAACCCAACAAUGCUUUCGAGAGUGAAUGCAAAGGUGAAUGACUCUUCCUCUGGAGAGGAAUAUGGACCCCAGGAGCAGCCAUCACCAGCAACCACAGAGGGCACAAAUGAGCAGUGCUGAUCCCAAAAUCCAAGUGUGAGAUUGGCCAGCAGCAGAGGUGAAGACUUGGAUGCCUCAUUGGUGAGCCCUUUCAUUGGCCAGUCAGCAGAGGUCACAAUCUGGAUAUUUCAUUGGCUAGCCCUUUGAUCAACAACACCCAACAAGCGGAUGUCAGCAUUUUGGAUCUUCCUUUUUGAUUGGCCAGUUUGCAGCCCAGAAGCAUCCUAUCAAGAGAGAAGGAUCCCGUUGGUACAGUCAAUGGGGUGAAAACCAAACACAAAGACUGAGGAUUGGAGAUCACGACAGGAGAGGUCGGUGAGACACCACAGGUCCAACAACAUCUGUGCGAAAAACAAGCUUGAAAAUUUGGUCAAAGUGACGUGGAAUGUUCCAAGUCUACCCAGGGGCCCUCUCCAACUGAAAAUGAUCCCUGUAAUGGUAUGAAGCGAUGCAGAGCAGAGGAGAUCCCUGAGAUGAUCCUGGGAUCUGGGACAUUAGUUGGUCACACAGGGACACAGAAAAGAGCGAGCUUUUAGUAAUAUGUCUUUUGCAACUUCAGGACAUCCCAAAGCUCUUUACAACCAUUAGCGUUAUUUUUUCUGAAGUGUAGUGCCUGCUGUAAUGUGGGAAAUGGAAAAGCCAAUUUAGAUUUAGAUUUUAUUAUCACGUGUUCAGGGAUACAGAAGCAGCAGAUCCACCAACGCUGCCUUCGCAAGAUCCUGCAAAUCUGUUGGGAAGACAGACAUGCCCACUCCAGCGUCCUUGACCAGGCCAGCAUUCCCAGCAUCGAGGCACUGACCCCCACCCCCUCUUCCCCUUGAUUGGCUGUGAUGGGCUGGACAUGUCGUCCCCAUGACUAAUACAAGACUCCACGAGCAGGUGCUCUCCUCCCAGCUCCGAAACAAUAGGCCAGCCCCCAGGGAAUGCUUCAGGGAUAUCCUCCAGGCCUCACUGGAGAAGUGCAGCAUUCCCACAAGCACCUGGGAAUCACUGGCCCAAGACCACCCAAAGUGAAGGUGGAGGAGCAUCCGGGAAGGCAUCAAGGCUUGCCGUCGGGAAAAGACAAAAGCCAGGUGAAAACAGCGAAAGGAGCCUCACCAGCAUUCCACCCACCCCCUUCCCACAACCACCAGCUGCCCCGAGUAUACCAAAGCCUGGGGUAGCCCCAUCAGUCUGUAUAGCCACCUAUGGACUCACCCUGAGAGUGGGAAAGAGUCACCGCCGAUAAUGGUGAUGAUGAUAAGUACAGUGAAAAGUGUACAAAGUCAUCAUUUUCCAGCACCAUUUCAGUGUACAAAAGAACAGGGUUAAGAUCAGAAGCAGAAAUAAAAGAAACAGCCAAAAGGAAAUGUCUGGAUCCUUUCCCAACCUCUGCCAUCAGUCCUCACUGUCAGAAAAACAAAGUCACAAACUGCAUCCUUCAGUCUAUGAACACUCAGGUUCCCCGAGUUCCCUCACACUGCUGCAGCUAGAUAACCACCAUCAGGUACCCAAGCAUAUACAGCAAGCUCUCACAAACCAGAUUCUGUUUUUGCGAUGUCAGUUGAGGGAUACUUAUUGGCCAGGACCAACUCCCAGGCUCCUCUUUGAAAGAGUGCCCUUGGAUCUCUGACACCGGGCUGGAUGGUGGGAGGGAUCUCAACUUAAGGACUCAUCUGAAAGGCAGCAGCUGCGACAGUUGCAGCACUCCCUCACUGGGAAUGUCAGUCUGGAGUAGGUGUUCAAAUCUCUGGAUUGGGGUUGUGAAUCAUGGUCAGGGGUUCCCCUGACUAAGCACUCUGACACCAUAGCAGACACUGCAAUUGGCCUCAGCACCCUGGUUGGCAGAGGGGAAAAAUAGGGCAAUUCCUGCUCCAGACCAUGAUUGAGAUCCUUCACUGGAAGGCAAGUGGAUCUCUCAGGAGGACCAGACCAGUCUGCACCUGAUGUCUCCAGAAUCCAAUAUAGAUUUGUCUUAGCUCUCACUUCAGAUAAAGUGAUGUAUCGUCCUCACUCACUUCUUGGAUAUUACCUUCCAAUCCCAGUCCCCGAUUAUUUGUACUUUUCUACAUUUCACCCAACUCUUAGCCCCCUG
This is a messenger RNA of Hemiscyllium ocellatum (epaulette shark), 4394 nucleotides long. Its product is annotated as SH3 domain-binding protein 1-like. Lineage: Eukaryota; Metazoa; Chordata; Chondrichthyes; Orectolobiformes; Hemiscylliidae. The record is from RefSeq and is a predicted model, not a curated record. Gene Ontology annotation, cellular component: cytosol; cytoplasm; intracellular anatomical structure. The coding region runs from base 89 to 2341 and encodes 750 amino acids. Gene Ontology annotation, molecular function: GTPase activator activity; protein binding. Gene Ontology annotation, biological process: regulation of Rac protein signal transduction; signal transduction; regulation of actin cytoskeleton organization. The transcript has 19 exons.